GGACGCUUCAUAUCGCGGCGCGCUGCCACCGCGGCAACACGUUCUCGCGGGUGUUCUCGACGAAGAUCCCGCUAAACGAGCUCCCCAGCUGUUAUCCGUCUCGAGCUUUGUUGGUCUCAGCUUUCUCGGAAGUACGACGGAAGUCCGCGAUUUAUUGUGACUCGUAGUGACACGCUCGGCACAUAUCGCUCCGAUUUCGAUUUCACAUGUUUUGAGCGUGGCACUGUACUGUUCUCACGAGAUUUAAGUGAGUGAGGGACGAGCUUUCAAACAGGAGAAAGCUGGCGAGGCAGAUUGUGACGAGAGAGAAGAUCUCGGAGCUAUUGGAGUUGCUGGUGCUGCGCUGGGCUAGAAUGUCAUUCUUCAGGGGUUUGUGGAAAAGCAGCUCCAAGCAUAAGAAAUUAUGCGAGGAAUGGGCGUUGGCGAACAGCCGCGAGUGCGUAGAGGGUGGUUCGGCUGGGACAACCCACGGGGAGGAAUCCGAGGACACGUCCGAGGCUAGGUUCACCCUCAAAUAUUUGGGCAGCACCCUCGUCGAGACACCCUCGAGUGAAGAGGCCACGGCGGAAGCCAUCAAGACCGUCAUCACCAUGGCGAAAGCAAGCGGAAAAAAGCUGCAAAGGGUCUCUCUGGCUGUGAGUCUGCGAGGGAUUAGAAUGACGGACCUCGCCACCGAAGAGGAUCAACUUCAAGUGUCGAUAUACAGAAUCUCGUACUGCUCGGCAGACGCGACUCACGAUCAUGUGUUUGCGUUCAUCGCGACGAAUCUGAACGAGACGAUGGAGUGUCAUGCGUUUCUCUGUCCCAAGAGAAAAAUGGCUCAGACAGUGACACUGACUGUAGCACAAGCCUUCAACACGGCUUAUCAGGCGUGGCAGUUGUCGCAGUCCGAUCCCAGGAUCCAUCACGCACAAGAUAAGAGUCCUCCUUUGACAGGCGACAAGACUGAUAACAAUGAAAAGAAGAACGUCAGCGAGACAAAAACCGCCAACGGGAAGAUUAACGAGCAAAAUAAGCAGAAUAGUCAACAGCGGCGUAAUGAAAGUCAGAAGAAUUUAUUAAUUGAUCUGUCGAACGAUCCUAAACCGGCAGGAAACUCAUGGGUGUGCUUCGAGGAGGACUCGGACACGAAGAAGAGCCAGAAGAAGAACGCGGCGGUCAACAACAGUAUUCCUAUGACCACGCUUAGGCAUCAUACAACGGCAUCGUCCACCCCGGCUCAUCACGUGGUGCCUCGACCGAGCGCCGGCUUCAAGAUGCAAAACGCCUGGGGCGAAUCCAGAUCGGUCGACCUGAUGUGCUCGUAGCAGGCAGGAUAGCCGGCGGCCGAUAGCUUCAGGGAUGUGCCGUUGAUCACAGGUCUCUGGAAGCAUCUUUCAAACAACGGCCAAGCCAAAAAGACCAACGGCAGCCAUUAGAUCCUCCAGUCGAACUGUCCCAAUAGCUCUAUAUUCCUCUAGCUUUCGAAUUAAGGCAUCGAGAAACGAUGAGAUACGGUACCGAUAAUUCGUAUUUUUAGCGAAUGUGGAAUGAGGAAAGACAGCGGAGACGCGACACAGUGAUGUCUAUCUUGUGUGAUGUAAUCUUAAUGAGACUACGUUAAGUCCGAUAGGGUUUCUCAUAUCAGUUGAAGGAACGAAGGAAUGGCUGCAUGGAUGAUUUCUAUAUUCGGUAUAAUAACACGGCUGAUUUUUAAAGAGGACCAACCCGCAGCUGAGAAAGAUCAUAAUCCUGGGUGAGAUCAAUUUGUAGUGAAUUUUGUAUAACAUAUAUAUGUAUAAAACUGUGCCAAUUAUACUUUACACGUACAUAUCGCAUAAACAUCAUGAAUGAGGAUAUAAGAGUCUCGAGACACGCGCGCUUUUUUUAUCGUUUUUAUAAGAGUAUUAACUCUGGAAAUUAGAUUAAUACUAGUCGUACACUCGCACUUUCAGAAAAUAAAACUUCCAAGAGAGAUCAGCAUUAUUAAAAUUUCAGUUUUCAAGAUACAAAGAAAUUAAGAAUCUUGAUAUAAAAAUCAGAUAAAUUUAUUAUUAAAUUAAAUCAAUUUUUAAAUAUUA
Molecule: messenger RNA, 2060 nt
Organism: Nylanderia fulva
Lineage: Eukaryota; Metazoa; Arthropoda; Insecta; Hymenoptera; Formicidae
Source: RefSeq, a predicted model, not a curated record